AUGAGGGCUUACUGGUAUGAUAACUUGCCGGGCGACCAGCGCGAACCCCACGAUUCAGGCCGCGCCGUCUCAGAGGAAACCCUCGCUUCUCUGGGUGUUUUCUACAGACGCUGCCCGACCGUUGAGGAGAUCGACGUGAUCGCAAAAGAGCGCGGCUACAAGAACCGCGACCAGAUCUGCGUUUCGCCUGAUGCCAUGGGCCCCAUAUAUGAGGAGAAAGUGAAAGGUUUCUUCACUGAGCAUCUGCAUGAAGAUGAGGAGAUCCGUUACAUCCUUGAUGGCGAGGGAUUCUUUGAUGUGCGCGGUCAGGAGGAUGAGUGGAUUCGCAUAUUCUUGAAUAAGUCUGAUGUGGUUGUUUUGCCCGCUGGUAUUUACCAUCGCUUUACUACAAAUGAGAAAAAUUAUAUCAAAGCUAUGCGGCUCUUCCAGGAUGAGCCUAAGUGGACACCUCUUAAUCGGGCUCCUGAGCUUGAUGGUAACGCUCACCGCAAGACUUAUCUUGAGACGGUGCUUAAGCCUACUGCUGCUGUCUAA
Penicillium taxi is the source of this 534-nucleotide messenger RNA. Its product is annotated as acireductone dioxygenase (Ni2+-requiring). The transcript has 3 exons. NCBI's taxonomy places the organism in Eukaryota, Fungi, Ascomycota, Eurotiomycetes, Eurotiales, Aspergillaceae. Gene Ontology annotation, molecular function: acireductone dioxygenase [iron(II)-requiring] activity. The record is from RefSeq and is a predicted model, not a curated record. The coding region runs from base 1 to 534 and encodes 177 amino acids.